GAUCAGUGGCAGAAAUCUCGUCGAGACGAAUCCACCAAAGUUGACAAUUAAUUGGCCACAAAUAUUUCAUUCAAUCAAUCAAAAUAGUUCUGUGUGUGCAAUAGUGGCAAAUAGCAAUAAGUGCGGGCAAUUUGACGCUCAUCGAAAUAUCUUUUUUCUUUCCCUCCAACAUCGAACAGGCGCAUUAGUCACGCAGCAAAAGUGCCUACAAGUGAACUCCCUGUCUAUUUAUAGACAUUUCUCUUUGACUUGUUCCAAAAAGUACAAAACACAGUGCCAAUUAAUUGAGCCCCCGACGCCAGGGGACGACGACACAGCUCGACAGGACAGAGGACUCUUUGCACAGCCUGGAAGAUGCCAGUGUUCCACACCAAGACCAUCGAGAGCAUCUUGGAGCCUGUGGCCCAACAGGUCUCCAGAUUGGUGAUUCUGCAUGAGGAGGCGGAGGAUGGCAACGCCAUGCCGGAUCUCUCGCGCCCGGUUCAGGCGGUCUCGAUCGCCGUGACGAACCUGGUGAAGGUCGGCCGCGAGACGAUCAACAACUCCGACGACGACAUCCUCAAGCAGGAUAUGCCGACGUCGCUGGCGCGCGUCGAGGACGCGUCGCAGCUGCUGGAGCAGGCGUCCGCCAUGCUCCGGGCCGAUCCCUACUCCGGCCCGGCGCGCAAGAAGCUGAUCGAGGGCUCCAGGGGCAUCCUGCAGGGCACGUCGGCGCUGCUGCUGUGCUUCGACGAGUCCGAGGUGCGCAAGAUCAUCCGGGAGUGCAAGAGAGUGCUGGACUAUCUGGCCGUGUCCGAGGUGAUCGACACGAUGGAGGAUCUCGUGCAGUUCCUCAAGGAUCUCUCGCCGUGUCUCAGCAAGGUGACGCGGGAGGUGAGUGCGCGCGAGAAGGAGCUCACGCAUCAGGUGCACAGCGAGAUCCUGGUGCGCUGCAUGGAGCAGGUGAAGAUCCUGGCGCCCAUCCUCAUCUGCAGCAUGAAGGUGUACAUUCACAUCGUGGAGCAGGACGGCAAGGGUGCCGGCGAGGCGGCGGAGAAUCGCAACUACCUGGCGGCCAGGAUGUCCGACGAGAUUCAGGAGAUCAUCCGUGUGCUCCAGCUCACCACGUACGACGAGGACCAGAGCGAGCUGGACAAUCUCACGGUGCUGAAGAAGCUCUCCAAUGCCAUUCGCAACAAGAUGGAGCAGGCCAACGACUGGCUGGCCAAUCCCUACGCCCUCCGCGGCGGCGUUGGCGAGAAGGCGCUGCGCCAGAUCGUGGAGAACGCGCUGAAGAUCGCCGAUCGCUGUCUGCCGCAGCACGCGUCGGCGAUCCGGAAGAUCGCCUCGGACGUCACGGCGAUGGCCAAUGCGCUGUGCGAGCUGCGCCAGGACGGCAAGGGCACCACGCCGCAGGCUGAGAGCCUGGCCAGGGAGAUCCGCGGCCGCCUCGGCGAUCUGCACCGCGCCGUGCAGGACGCCGUGAUCGGCGUGGACAAGGCCGGGCUGCAGCAGGCGGCGCACACUGUCCAGGGUCGUCUGGAGCAGGCGUGCCGCUGGCUGAACAAUCCCACCGUGGACGAUCGCGGCCUGGGCAAGCGCGCCAUCGACCUGAUCGUGGCCGAAGGGAAGCAAGUCGCCGAGGGCCUUCCCGGCCAUCAGCGUGCCGAGAUGCUGGCGCUGUGCGACGAAGUCGAGGCGUUGUCUGACCAGUUCGCGAAGCUCUGCGCCGCCGGCUUGGGUGACACGCCGGAGGCGCAGGAGAUCGCGCGCCGACUGAAUGCGAAGCUGCACGAGCUGAAGAAGCAGAUCCAGACAGCCGUGGUCAACAGAGUCGUGGAGGACUUCAUGGACGUGGGAACGCCGCUGAAGCAGUUCAUGGACGCCGUGAAUGUGCCCGAAGGCACGCCCGGAAGGGAUCAGAACUUCGCCCAGAAGGCCGCCAAUCUGCAGGCGUUCAGCGAUCGCGCCGCCAAGACCAGCCGCAUGGUGGCCGCCGGCGGUUCGGGCGGCAACAAGAAGCUGGCGGAGAUUCUGCUGGCCUCCGCCGCCCAGAUCGACUCUCUCACGCCUCAGCUGAUCUCCGCGGGCCGCAUCCGGAUGAACUAUCCGGGCAGCAAGGCCGCCGAGGAGCAUCUGAACAACCUGAAGCAGCAGUACGCCGACACGAUCGCCCGGAUGCGCGCGCACUGCGACCAGGCCACGGACCCGGCGGACUUCAUCAAGGCGUCCGAGGAGCAGAUGCAGAAGCACACGUUCCUGUGCGAGGAGGCCAUCCGGCAGCGCCAGCCGCAGAAGAUGGUGGACAACACGACGGGCAUCGCCCGGCUGGCCAACCGCGUGCUGGCCGUGGUGAAUCAGGAGGCGGACAACUCCGAGGAUCCCGAGUACAUCGGCAAGCUGAACGCGUGCGCGGCGGAGAUCCAGAACCGCGUGCCGGUGAUGGUGCAGGACGCCAAGGCGGUGGCCACGAACAUCAGCGAUCCCCAGGCGGCGUCCAAUUGGCGCGACUCCAACAAACAACUCCUCGCCGCCGUUCGCAACGUGCACGGCGCCGUGGCGCACGUGCCGGAGAUUCCGCAGCCGCCGGACAUGUCGGCGCUGCAUCUCAACGACCGCGCCCCGCCGCGGCCGCCGCUGCCGCGCGAGAUCCCGCCGUCUCGCCCUCCGCCGCCGGAAACCGACGACGAGGACGAGGUCUUCAAGUCAGUUCCUCAGGCCAAUCAGCCGAUUCUCAUCGCAGCUCACGGAUUGCACCAGGAAGUGCGCCAGUGGUCGUCGAAGGACAACGAAAUCAUCGCGGCAGCUAAGAGGAUGGCCGUGCUCAUGGCCAGACUGUCGGAACUCGUGCAGCAGGACUCGAAGGGCAGCAAGCGGGAGCUGAUCGCCACGGCCAAGCUCAUCGCCGAGGCGUCCGAGGACGUCACCAGACUGGCCAAGCAGCUGGCGCGCGAGUGCACGGACAAGCGCAUCAGAACGAAUCUGCUGCAAGUGUGCGAGAGGAUUCCCACGAUCGGGACGCAGCUGAAGAUCCUGUCGACGGUGAAGGCGACGAUGCUGGGCGCGCAGGGAUCGGACGAGGACCGCGAGGCCACGGAGAUGCUGGUGGGCAACGCGCAGAACCUCAUGCAGAGCGUGAAGGAGACCGUGAGGGCGGCCGAGGGCGCCAGCAUCAAGAUCCGCUCCGACCAGACGAACAACCGGCUGCGCUGGGUGCGGCGGCAGCCGUGGUACAGGUACUGAAGGACGCCGGCCAACGAGAUCAACACAAAGUGCCGCACUUACUAAUUCGCAAGUUCAUAAAUAAACUUUUGUCGGUGUGCCUUUUUCUUCUAUAUACCAAACUACAUUAAAUUAAUUCUUCAUACCUUUUGAAUGAGAUCUACAAGACAGUUAAUAACUUGCAGUCGGACUAAAAAUAAACUCACGUCAUCCUCAUGAGCUUCAACACAUUUCAUAACUUUUCAUAGCAUUUAUGUCAUGCUUCGGGCGCACAAAUGUGGCGCUCAGAGCAUGAAUUGUUGACCAAAUGUUUAUUAAAAUGUUCAAAAGACACCUCAAAAUCCAUUGACUCUUUGAAGAAACAUAAAUAAUUCAUCUUAACAUUGAAAGUUUAAAAAAGAAUUACCUGCCAAUUUGCCAACUUUGUCACACUGAGAUUGUGAAAAUGUGUUUUCUCUACUUAAAUAUAGUGUUUUUUUUUUGUCUAAUAAUAAAUAAAAAUAUCGCGCGAA
This is a messenger RNA of Phlebotomus argentipes, 3713 nucleotides long. It is a transcript of the gene Vinc, whose product is annotated as vinculin. Gene Ontology annotation, cellular component: actin cytoskeleton. NCBI's taxonomy places the organism in Eukaryota, Metazoa, Arthropoda, Insecta, Diptera, Psychodidae. The record is from RefSeq and is a predicted model, not a curated record. The transcript is spliced from 5 exons. Gene Ontology annotation, biological process: cell adhesion. The coding region runs from base 355 to 3222 and encodes 955 amino acids. Gene Ontology annotation, molecular function: actin filament binding; structural molecule activity.